UUUACACUUACAGCAUGGGUACCAAUGACGAGAUGCUAUAUUAUUUAAUUUUAUUCUAUUUUUCCUAUUUGAACUGGGCUUGAAGAUUUUGCUUCAUUUAUUUAUCUUUCUAAAAUAGGUUUUGGUUUGCAUGAUAGCAUUUGUGUUUUCAUGAAGACAGAAGCAAUCAGCCUAUGAAGAACCUAAGUUCACUAAUCUAUAUGUAAAGAAUCUGGAAAAUGGGUUGACUGAUGAUCUCUUUCGGAAAAGUUCUCUGUAUUUGGGAAGAUAAUCAAUGCUAUUGUAAUGAAGGAUGAUUAUGGGAGAUCUUGGGGCUUUGGGUUUGUUAGCUUCGAGUUGCCAAAAGAUGUUAAGAAGGCUAUGUAGGCCAUGAAUGGUGCACAACUGGGAUCAAACAAUCUCCAUGUAGGAAGGGCUCAAAAAAAGGCUGAAAGAGAGCAGAUGCUAAGUUGCCAGUUCAAGGUAAGGCAUAGCCAACGGUUUCUAAAAUUUAAGGGUUUGAACGUGUACAUGAAAAAACCUCGUUGACUCUGUUGAUGACAACGAAUUAUGUGAACUUUUCAGUACUUCCAGUAAAAUAAGUUCAUCAAAAGUGAUGCUCAAUGAUGAAGGAUUUGAGUAGGGGAUUCGGUUUUGUGUGAUGGACUUUGAAAGCUAAGGAAACGUGAAGUAUCAGAGAGAAGAAAAAGAAAUGGCAGAGAGUGCUGUGAACUUCUUAAUAGAAUACUUGGGGCCUUUGCUGGUGAAUGAAGUGCAGUCGUUGAAGGGGGUCCGCGGAGAAGUCCGUGAACUCAUAAAUGAGUUUGAAAGCAUCAGAUCCGUCUUAAGGGAUGCCGAUGCAAGACAAGAUACCGAUGAAGGCCUCAAGACAUGGGUGAAACAAAUAAGAGAAGUGGCUUAUGACGUUGAGGAUGUUCUUGACGAGUUCAUGCUCGGCCAAGCACAAGAGCAGCAGGGUGCUCGGAGAUGCAUCGAUUUUCUUCAUAUCCUCAUCAGGCAGCCUAUGGUGCGCCAUAAGACUGCAUCAUCGAUACGAGAUAUCAAAACCCGAGUUAGUAAGAUUAAAGAAAGAAAAGAUGCUUACACUCUCAAUGGAAUAGAGCAAGGUUCAAGCUCAAACAACAUGAGUGAUCAAUGGUAUGAUCCUAGAUUGAAUGCGCUUUUCAUUGAGGAAGCUGAUCUUGUGGGCAUCGACAUGCCAAGGAGUCAGUUGAUCAGAUGGUUAAUGAAUGGAGAUUCGAGACUCUCAACGAUUUCAGUGGUCGGGAUGGGUGGCCUAGGUAAGACCACUCUAGUAAAGAAAGUCUAUGAUAGCCAACAGGUGAAACAACGUUUUGACACAUAUGCUUGGAUCACCGUCUCCCAAUCGUUCAAACCGGAGGAACUGCUUCGAAGAAUGAUAAAGCAAUUCUUCGAGGGGAAGAAAGAUCCAUCUCCACAAGGAUUAGACGCGAUGACACAGGUCGAGCUCAUACAAGUGCUACGGAGCUACUUGCAGAAAAAAAGGUAUGUGCUUGUUCUUGAUGAUGUAUGGGAUGCACAUGUAUGGAAUUUCGUAAGCAAUGCAUUGCCCACUGGCGAAUAUGGUAGCUGGGGAAUGAUCACCACACGCAAAGGUGACGUUGCAUCAUCUUCUUCCAUCGGACCCUCCAAUCACAUCUACAACCUUCAGCCACUGCAUCCAGAAAAUGCCUGGUCCCUCUUUUGCAGGAAGGCGUUCCAAUCAAACGAGGAGAACAGCUGUCCUCAGGAAUUGGAGAAGCUUUCUCAAAGUUUCGUCAAAAAAUGCCGAGGACUGCCUCUUGCGCUUGUUUCAUUGGGUAGUCUUCUGUCAAUGCAGGACAAGACGUAUGUUGCGUGGGAGAAGAUUUACCGUAGCCUUGCGCCAGAGUUUGAAAGCGAUAACAGUCUUAGAAGAAUGAUGAAAAUAUUAUUGCUCAGUUUCAAUGACUUGCCUUACUACCUGAAAUCAUGCUUCUUGUAUUUGAGUAUUUUCCCCGAAGACUAUCCGAUUAAGCGUAUGAAACUAAUUCGCCUAUGGAUAGCCGAAGGUUUUGUAGAAAGAAAAGUAGGCAGGUCAAAGGAAGAGGUUGCUGAAGGUUACCUCAAUGAGCUCAUCGCUAGAAAUCUCAUUCAAGUGGCAAAACGGAAAUUAUAUGGGAAGGUGGUCACUUGUCGCAUCCAUGAUCUUGUGCGGGAGAUGAUUAUUCCAAAAUUCAGGGAGGAGCAUUUCUUUGCAUCUUCUGUUGAAGAGAACACAAUGCCAUAUAACAGAAUCCGGCGUCUGUCCAUUUAUAAAGAUGAGAAAUUUCCAAAAUUUGAUGCCUUCUCCUGCCUUCGCUCGUUGUUCAUUUUUGGUGCGGAAGGACUAUCUAAUGCCCCUGCAAUCACUUCAUUUUCCGGCUUAAGGUUGUUGAAGGUGGUUGAUCUUGAAAACACGUCCAUGGAAAUCUUUCCUGAUGAUCUCACGAGCUUGUUGCAUUUGAGAUACUUAAGCUUGAAGAAUACAAAGAUCAAGAAGCUUCCUAGUUCGUUGGGGAGGCUAAAGAACUUAGAGACAUUGAAUCUUAAGGGCACUUUCAUACGUGAAUUGCCCAUUGAGGUUCUCAAGCUCAAGCGCCUAUGCCACCUUCUGGUUUACCGCUAUUGUCACGGGUUUUAUUUGCCAUAUAAUACUGUAGAUGGAAUUAAGGUGCCUGCUGGAAUCGGGAGCAUGAGAUCCCUACAGAAAUUGGCAUUCAUAGAGGCAGAGAGUGGCAUCAUUAGAGAGCUGGGGAAUCUCACCCAACUGAGGAGGUUAUGCAUUAACAAGCUAAGAGUGGAAGAUGGGAAUGAUUUAUGCACUUCCAUUGAGAAAAUGAAUCACCUUCAAUCCUUUUCUGUGACAUCAAUGGAUGAGGAAGAGGUUAUCAACCUGCAUUCUUUAUCGCAUCCUCCGCUACCUCUUCAACGUCUAUAUUUGAAAGGGCGUUUGGAGAAGUUGCCUGAAUGGAUUGCCUCGCUUCAUAAUCUGGUAAUAGUUUGUCUGAGAUGGUCCGAAUUGAGGGAUGAUCCACUCAAAGCCCUUCAAUCUCUGCCCAAUUUGGUGGAACUCUAUCUAGAUCGAGCUUAUGAUGGAAAAGAGUUAUGUUGCGAGGGUAGGGGAUAUCCAAGACUUAAGAAAUUAUGGCUCUUUGAGUUGAGCGGGUUGAAGAAUGUGAGGGUGGAGAAGGGAGCAAUGUCUAGCCUUGAAGAGCUAUAUAUUAGACGUUGCGAAGAAUUAGUGGAGGCGCCGUUGUGGCUCGAACACGUCACUAACCUCAAAGAACUCUACCUGUGUGGUAUGUCGGAGGCUUUCUUGAAGGGGCUCAGAAAGGAUGGAGCUGAAGAGUUAGUGGAUUCCAUUCGCCACAUCCCACUCAUACGAUAUAUAGACACUCAGACAAAUACUUAUCGGGAUUUGUCAUGAUUCUGAAGAGUUAGUGGAUUCCCUCCUUCCUAUUUACACUUUAUAUUUUUGUUCUGUCUGUUGCUUUUCUUUCUUCUUUUUUCUUUUUUUUUUUUAAUUGCAUUUCUUUAUCUUUUCUUUUUUAAAUGAAAUUUUUACUGUUGUUUCAGGGAGGCCGGUUCCUCUAAAAUUACAAGGAGUAAGCUUUGUAUGUUCCUUAUAUCUAAGCUAUUCAUCCGUUUUGACCAUUCAUUUUAGGGCAUGGCCCCUCCAGGUGAUUAGAUAGGCAUGAUCCUGGGGCAUCCCAUCACCAUGGGUUUCUUUUACUUGAUGCACAGGUCAGAUGGUAUGCACAUUUAACAUGGAAGCGGAUUGGGUGGUGUUGGGCGCUGUGGGGUCCACCUGAUUUGUGUGU
Magnolia sinica is the source of this 3842-nucleotide messenger RNA. Its product is annotated as disease resistance protein RPM1-like. Lineage: Eukaryota; Viridiplantae; Streptophyta; Magnoliopsida; Magnoliales; Magnoliaceae. Bases 692 to 3448 code for a protein of 918 amino acids. Gene Ontology annotation, biological process: defense response to other organism. The transcript is spliced from 4 exons. The record is from RefSeq and is a predicted model, not a curated record. Gene Ontology annotation, molecular function: ADP binding.